ACAUUGUUCCUGGUAACAAGGUUUCAGUGCUGCCCGAUGCUCCAGAAGUUGCAUCGAUUCCAGAAAACCAGGAAAAUGUUGUGCCAUCUGUAGACUUCAGAGGUGAACCAGGUUUCUCUCCAGAAAUUCAGACUCCACUUCACAGAGCCAAGAGUUUGAGUACAAGACACUUGACUGGUUACUCGCCGCAGCAGUUUCUGGAUGAAAGGUGUCGAGCUCGUCAAGUACUAAGCUUUACACCCCCAGCAGCAAAUUUACCCUGGCAGCAUAUGGGUGAAAACGCUGGAGGAGAAAGUCAUCGCUCUGUAAUUGGCCCUUGGACUCCCCUGGCAUCUUGUGUACAGCAUGAAGUUUUCAGCUAUGAAGAUUUCCAGAGAUUCCAGAAUGAAAAACAAGCCGUGAUGGAGGAGAACCAAGCCCUUAGGGAGGAGAACCAAGCUCUGAGGGAGGAGAACCAAGCUCUGAGGGAAAGCACUGCACGAGCAGCUUCGGAUGACAGCGGCUCACUUCAAGAGCAGGUGAAGCAAGUUGGGACAAUGUUGAAGACGUUUGCUCGCACUGGGCAAUCAGGUGCAGAUCAGACCUUAAUGCUGCGACGUCUUGGAGAGUUUGGCGAUGUUGUGCGUAGCAUGGACAACAAAAUGGACACUAUGCUGCAACAUUUCAGUGCCAAUGUGUCUGUUGGAGAGUUAUCCCUGCCAGGGGAUCGGUUACUCCCCCUAGACACCCAGGAAGAUUUGGCGUUGCUUGACAACAGUUUGAGGCAGGAUAAAGAGCUCCAGGAACGAUUUCUUCGGUUUUUGGCAAUCAAAUGUGGGAGGGACCUAAAGACAACCGUCUGGCGGAUGCUUCAAAGUAUCUUCUCUAAUCACCUUUCCAUCAAUACAACCUGGACUGGAGUUGGGGAUAAAGCAUGUUUUAGAGACAUGUUCCUGAAGACCAUUGUUCAAAGAGCCAUCCGGAAGAACCCGGCAACACAGGAUGCCACUGAUGAAGCCAUCCAGGUUAACGUUACGCGUUACCUGAAAGGAGCAUCUGACCGUGAAGGCGGAAAAAGGCGCCGCACAGCUGAGAGGGACCCACAGCCGACCCCUUAAACCUAGGCUGACUACUGACAUCCCAGCAUCACUGACAACUGGAACCCUUUCUUUAUCCUGCAGUCAGUAACAUCAAGACCCCUAAAGAAGCCAGAAGUGUCAGACUGCACUGCCCAAUCCACACUGUUCACUGUGGAUAUUAUCAUAGUGCUUAACUUAUUAUAUUGUUAAAUAUAGCUUGUAAAUCCUUGUGCCACAGGUCAGCAUUGCAGUUAUAUCUGUUCUACUACUUUUUUUACCUCAGUAUUUUUUAUAUAUAUUUGAAGAUGUUUAUCACAGAUACAAGAGACAUCUUGUACCCCAGGUCAGCAAUGCCAUUAUAAUGGUCUAUUCUACUCCAGAGCUUUAUUCUAAAUUAUUACCACUUAUCUUAUUGUUAGAAAUGGCUUGUAAAUGUGAUGUUAUACCUGAAUUUUUUUUGGUGUCCUGCACAUUCUUUGGUACCAGAUAUACUCAUUACUUAUGUUUACUGGUAAUUCUUUUCAUGCCAGAGCUGACCUCUUUAUAUUAUUAACAAUUAUUGUAAGUGUUAUAAUUUGCUUGUAAGCUAAGGCUGUUUUUUUUUUUUUAACAAUUUAAUUGGAAACCUGCAUGUGUGUGUGUGUGUAUUUAUUUAUUUUUUUUCUCUUUUUUUCUGUUAUUUAUAUUUCAGGGAUCUGACAUCAUGUUUCAAUGACAGUUACUGUACUUUGAAAUGUGGAAUUAAAAC
This is a messenger RNA of Carassius gibelio (silver crucian carp), 1806 nucleotides long. RefSeq lists its product as uncharacterized. The record is from RefSeq and is a predicted model, not a curated record. The transcript has 10 exons. Bases 270 to 1097 code for a protein of 275 amino acids. Lineage: Eukaryota; Metazoa; Chordata; Actinopteri; Cypriniformes; Cyprinidae.